Molecule: messenger RNA, 2570 nt
Organism: Myripristis murdjan (pinecone soldierfish)
Lineage: Eukaryota; Metazoa; Chordata; Actinopteri; Holocentriformes; Holocentridae
Gene: calhm1b
Product: calcium homeostasis modulator 1b
Exons: 2
Coding region: 84-1133 (349 amino acids)
Cellular component (GO): plasma membrane
Molecular function (GO): monoatomic cation channel activity
Source: RefSeq, a predicted model, not a curated record
UUCAAACCACUGCAACUUGACUUGCUGCCCAAUUCUCUUAACGGAUUUAAUUCCUCUGGAAACAAGAAGCUCUAUCGUUUAAGAUGGAUAAGUUCCGUAUGAUGUUCCAGUUCCUCCAGUCCAACCAGGAGUCUUUCAUGAAUGGGAUCUGUGGUAUUAUGGCCCUAGCUAGUGCACAAAUGUACUCUGCCUUUGAGUUCAGCUGCCCCUGUAUACCAGAGUACAACUAUGCUUAUGGGAUUGGACUACUUAUCAUUCCACCUAUAUGGUUCUUCAUGUUAGGUUUUGUGUUGAACAAUAAUGUGUCAAUGCUUGCUGAGGAGUGGAGAAGACCAACAGGGAAGCGGAGUAAGGACCCAACAAUCCUUCGCUACAUGUUUUGUUCGAUCACACAGCGGUCCCUGAUAGCACCUGCGGUGUGGGUAACUGUGACUCUAAUGGAUGGGAAGAGCUUCCUGUGUGCUUUCAGCAUCAAUUUGGACAUUGAGCGAUUUGGGAAUUCCAGUCUCAUUAAGGGUAUGUCAGAAAUGGAAAAGAUGAAACUGCUGGCAAAAAUCCCAUGCAAAGACCUGUUUGAGCACCUCGAAAUAAGAGUAGCAGCAUCUCGAUAUAUCAAGUGUAUAUCCCAGGCAUGUGGAUGGAUGGUCUUGCUCAUGAUGACCUUCACGGCAUUCAUGAUUCGAGCUAUUCGACCGUGCUUCAGUCAGGCCGCCUUCCUCAAGACCAAGUACUGGUCACACUACAUCGACAUUGAGCGCAAGAUGUUUGAUGAGACCUGCAAGGAGCACGCCAAGAGCUUUGCUAAGGUUUGCAUCCACCAAUACUUUGAGAACGUCAGUGGGGAGAUGCGCAGCUUCCACCGCCAUCGCUCCGCAGAUGACAGCGAUGAUGAGGAGGACAGGAGAAGUGACGAGGACAAGCUGCUUGGUAUAAGAGCCCAGGAUGAUAUGAAUAAAGUCUUGUGGAACUGGCACACCUGUAAGCCUCCUCUGGCUCUGCGAAAGGACCAAUCAAAUGGUGAAGACAAUAAUGGACUGAAAAAAGAGGUCAAUGGAGGGCCAAACGGCUUUGUGAAGGGCCACACCCAUGACAUGGAGAAGAAGGAGUGGGCAGUGUAUUACAGUAAGGUUUGAACAUUUCAAAGGGAAAAGGGGAGGAAAGAUUUCCGUUGGCUAUUGGCCAUCACAGUUUUAGGAAGUUAAAUUGUUUCUUUUGCUGAAGAAUUUUAGGUCAAUAUUAGAUAAAAGUUAAUUAGAAAUGCAAUGAUGUAACCAACUUGAGUGUCAUUUUCGCUUUGAUGCAUUUUUUUUUUUUUUUUUUUUGUGACUAAUAUACAGCAGAACACACCACAAUUUGUAGCUCGACUGAUGGUAUCAUUUAGCUGGUUGCUUAGCAGCCAACAAUACAACAGCCAAAAAAGUGUCUAUGAAAUAUCAAUGGUUUUCAGUCAUUAAAGUCAUGUUUUUUUCUACAAGUAGUAAGUCAGAGCAACCGGAUUUUUUGCGUAAUCUUGAAGAUAUUUCCUACUGAUGCCAGAAGUUUUCUCAGCUAUAUCAACAUGUACUAAUGAUUUUUCUGGCUGUACUACAGUACGAUGUACAUGGAAGGGGAUCAAAUGCAAAACAUCAAUCAUAUCGCUCUUGAUGGGUGUGGUACAAAACUUUUGUCUUGACUAUUGUUGCAACACUGGUGCUACUUUGUUAAACACCAAAGGAGUAGAAAGCCCUGAAUCAUUCAUUAAAGUAUAUCUACCACCAGGACUAAACAGGCAGUCAUAUGAAAACAGUGUGUGGGUUCAAGUCGGGACAACACAACCACCACACUGGUACUGGCACAUAAGUCCCAACACUCUGGAGAUUUCCAGCUGAUAAAUGAUGGUGAAAAAUGUUAACGCGUUUCUUAAGUGGAAGUUUGUCCCAGGACACAAAACAAAACUUUAUAAUAUGGGUCAUAGUUAUGUGCAAAAUACCAAAAAACUACCCCAUUGGCUGCUGACACGUCCUUGUUUUAUUGCCACAUUUCAGACAAAACCUACUUAGUUAAACAUUAAAUGGACUUAAGAAAAGACCUUUGCCUGUUGUAAACAGACAAUCUUGGCAUCUGCACCUUUCCAUGUUAACAAUGCCAUCAGUGUGAUACUGUACUUAUCCAACAACCUGUUCAAAAUUGUCAUUUUCCAUUGACACCCCUUUGUAUAACAUCAAUUUAUUAUAUUUUGUGAGUAUGUCUGUGUGCAUGUCCUGACAGUAUUGUGUUGCACUGAUUCCCAUAAUGUUACUGGGCUGCAUGUUCCAUCAGGUAUAUCUAUGUCGUAUGCAAACAGGACUGUGAAAAGGCAUUCGCAACCAUACCGAUUUACAUGGCACAGAGAAAACAAGGUCAACAUUUGCAUCUCUCUCUACCUCUUGUGCUAAAUUCCCACUCUCAAAGUGUUUCACAGGUGAAAUUCAACUUUGGGCCUCUUUAACAGAAUAUUCAUUACAGGUGAAUACUAACGAAUGAAUGGAUGAAUGAAUAUUUUAUUUCCGUGUGUGAUCAUUUACAUGACCCAUCCCUCAUGGAAUUAUGCC